GGGCCACCUCACCCUGAACAGUUUGCAAUUCACUCAUCACCACAGAACUACAAUCAAAUACUCCCUCCCACUUCUGUCGGCAGUUGAUUUAUCGAACGCCCACCAACCCCAAUGGCCGACGAUUCCUCCGCAAUUGAGGCCGUCCAACUGGACAUGGCCAAGCUGAAAACUAUCACGGAGGAAGCACAGCAGCAACUAUACAUCAUGUCUUUCCUGAACAACCUCGAGAGGCUAGUCAAUCAGUUGGACGGGGACGGGGCUUCUGCCUAUCAACUCUAUGUGAAGAAGGAGCUCUUCAAGGUCAUCACCCUGUCGGCGCCAGCGCCUACACGACUGGUCCGGAAUAUAUCUGGACGGUGCUUUGCGGGCAUUUUUGAGAAAGGGGAUCGAAAGCUGCUUUUCGAAACGAUCAAUGAACUGGUGGGCCUUAUAAAUGCGGGGAAGUCGGAUAAAGAUUUGAGGACUCGACAGUAAGAGCCCAGCACCUUUUCUUUCAUUCUUGUAUUUUUGGAAGGAAAUGGAUGGGUUACCGGAUAGGAUUCUGAUUAUGAGAUUUUCGGAUUUCAGUGCGGCCGUCCAUUGCGUGGGAGAGGUCUACAGAGUUGCUGGAGAUAGUGUAUGUGGGCAUCGCAACGUUUCGGGAAUGCUUGGCUAACUAUGACAGGCUAUGGCAUUAUCGACUUUAACGUGCACCUCACUACUUAAGCUACUUAAGCCUGCUCAGAAUGUCAGUGGAAUCCUUGAGAAACUGCAGUUGUUGAAGCUAAUAAAAUUAUUAGCAUUGUGGAUUGAGAAGCUCCAUAUUUCGAGCUCUAGGAAAGGUUUUCAGCAUGGUCAGGGAUAUGGCAGACGAGGCGGCAGCCCGCGACGUAUGGAGGCAAGCAAGAAAUGCUGCAACGAGCGAAAAAUCAGCCCUUGUUCAAGCUAGUGCGUUACAGGUAGUGUCAAAUUGACAAGCCGGGAUACUCUUGUACUAGCUUGCUAAUUUCAACCAUAACAGUGCAUGGAAGAGCUCCUGCAAGCUACCCAACUCUUUAAUAACCACCAAGAAUACGAUAAAUUGCAAAGUGUCGCAAUGAAGGCACUAGAUUCUGCCUCUGCAUCGGCCCGGAAAGCCGCUGCAUCAUGUUGGUCGUUGGCACUCGUAUCAGCUUACUCUACCGAAGCCCCAGAGCUUGCGAAAAUUGCGAAGAAGGCGAAAAAGACUAGGAGGGUAUCGACUACUGUUGGGGACGAUGAGGGGUUGGGCGUGGAGAGGCCUAGCUCGCCAGCUCCAAGCAGUAAAAAAGCCGCUGUAAGACUAGCAUUUACCUUGGAAGAGAUUUUACGGCAGCUUUCGAUGCACUACACCAGACCCUCCGCGUCUCCAAGAGCUAGGGCAGGGGUUGCAUUAUGUUAUUCAGGGGUUCUACAGCGACUGGGAUCAUCGACAGUCGAGAGUAACUAUGGCUUGAUUUCGAGUCAUUUACUUAAUGACCUACUCUCCCACCAUGUAAUCAUUACCAAUAGGUUCCGGUUAUUGACCACCCGGAAGUUCGUGCGAAUUCUGUUGGAAGAUGUGAUUGGCCGCAGACUACUCGGGGAAACUGGACAACUCAAUGCGAUCAAGACUCUUGUUAAUGACACUAUAAAGAAUUAUCCCGAGGUCAUCAAAGAAAAACCAGAGCCUAGCAAGCACGCUCUGGCUGGAGCUCUUCAUGCCUUGGCAUCUCUAAUACAGUCCUUGGGAGCUGCCCUAGCGAGUGUACAAGAUACCACACGCGAUGGACUCCUCCAGGUCUUACAGCAUCCAAGCUACUCUGUCCAAGUUGCAGCGAGUUGGUGUCUGAGGGCUUUUGUUAUUGCUGCUCCUUCCCAACUCCUCCCUAUAAUUACUAUUUGUAUGAACAAUGUGAAUCGGGAGCUUUCACAGAUGACUGCAAGGCGACCUACAACCACAGAGAUACUUCGCAGAUGUGCCGGGUAUGCGAAUGGCCUUGCAGCAGCUAUCAGUACCGCACCGCUUCAGCCCCUUUAUGCCUCGGUAGACGUUACCUCCAGGAUACUAACCCUUGCUACAUCGUUGCUAAAAUCAAGCGGAGAUUAUGACCUCCGUAUCUCGGGCACUCAGAUACAAGUCGCGUGGAUCCUGAUUGGGGGGCUGAUGGCACUCGGACCUAAUUUUGUGAAGAUCCAUCUUUCACAGCUUUUGUUGCUCUGGAAGAAUGCGCUGCCGAAACCUCUAGCCAAGGAUACUUCGACGGAGCGAUCCAUUUUGGAAUUAUCUUUCUUAGCUCAUGUCCGCGAGUGUGCCCUUGGCUCAAUUCUAUCCUUCCUUGAAUUCAACUCUAGGCUUUUGACAGCGGAUGUUUCCAAGAGAAUCGCCGCGAUGCUUCAAAACUCGACCUUAUUUCUUAAUACCUUACCCGCCAAGAAGACUACGGAUGAUGUUUCCCAGCGUCUCUCGCCUUCCCUGCAACUAAUCGACUUUGACCUUAUGGUCCGCCGGCGUCUUCUCCAGUGUUAUGCGAAACUUGUGAAGCUCUCUCAUGGGGAAGCCCUCCAAGCAAACUUGCUGACAAUUGCCGUGAGCUUCUUUGCCGACCCAGAUAAGUACACUCCAUCUUCACUUAGUACGGCCAUCGCUUCUAGUGCUGGCAAUUUCGAGUCAUUAUGGGAGAUUGGAGACAACUACGCAUAUGGCGUAUGCGGGUUUGUGAAAGGAUUUGAUGUGGGGGCAUUUGCAUUCGAAGCCCAGGGUGCUAAGCCAACUAUCGCCCAUUGGAUGACAAGGAACAGUCCAGAGGCGAGGAUCAAUGAAACGGUGAGUCGUUUCGUUCUUUACUUGCGGGAUUCUGAAGGGUUCAUUAAGGAUGUAUUAUUGAUUUCAUAUUUUGGGGGGGGGGGAAGCUACAUACACCUGUUAUCGGAUCCAUUGAGCACGAUUCUGUUUCGCUGUACAUCACAAGCAAUUCGAGUGUCGGGAAUGAACCUACUCCUGCCCCACCCGCUACUGCCGUAGUAAAUUCAGCGAUUGACCUUUUCACCAUCCUCCUUCCGAUCCAGCCGCCAAAGGUUCAAGAGAGCAUUUUAGAACAGAUAGCUACAUUUCUGGCGUCAGGUAGUCUUCAGCGCGAUCCUGGAAGAAAGGCUGCCAUGAUAGUCAAUGUUGCGGUAGCCCUCCUGGGGGCUCUUAAAGUGACAAUAGGUGAAGAAGUUCCGUCGGCGAGUUUGAGCACCGCGAGUGUUCUCAAGAUUAUGCAGGAGUUACUACAGGCAAGACCCGCUUUUGGCUUUAGUAUUGCAUGAAUUGACCAAUUCUAGGGAUUUGUCAUACAUCCUGACCCAUAUGUACGAAAUGUUGCAUACGAGGCACUGGGGCGUUUAUGCAGCAUCGGCGGAAAUAGUUUUACCGGUAAUAUGAUAAACUGGUGUGUUGGGACAAUAGUCAACAACCGAGACCCCAACGCUAGAGCUGGCUGCGCCGUGGCCCUUGGAUGCAUCCACUCGUAUGUCGGGGGAAUGGCUGCUGGGUUCCAUCUCAAAACCAUUAUUGGGAUCUUGAUGUCUCUUAGCAAUGACCCCCACCCGACGGUCCACUUUUGGGCACUAGAUGGACUAGCCAGGACUAUUGACUCAGCGGGUCUUACAUUUUCCGGCUUUGUAACAAGUACCCUGGGGAUGCUUUCCCAACUCUACGUAGCAGAGACCCACAAUGAGGAGGCGGCAACAGUCGUAACAUCGAAUUUGGAAUUUGAACUGCCCGUAUUAAGCAUCGUUGUCCGGUGUAUCGAUUCUUUGAUCGGAGUCCUUGGUCCCGAUUUGCAAGAUAUGAGCAAAGCAAGGGAGUUAAUUUUAACUAAUGUUGGACAAUUCCUGAGGGAGCCAGAUUAUACCGCUCAGUUGGAGGCUUUGCGAUGCCUAGAACAUUUAUCACUUUUCGCAGCCAGCCAUGUGGAUACUGUGAGCUACGUCAAACGGCUGCAGAAAGAGCUGGGUUCAGAGUAUGUGGAAUUGAGAGACGUAGCCAUCGAUGGCCUCUAUCAGCUCAUGAAAGGAGACGCAGAGAGGAUUAUCAACACUGCAGAUCCUGGACUGGAAGAGCAACUUUGGGUUGCUCUCGACGAGGCACCAGAGCAUGAGGGUAUUCGGAAUAUAAUCAACAACUGGCUCAACCAAACUGGCAUUGAGGAUGUUGGGAAAUGGGUCGGCCGCUGCCAGAUGGUGAUGUCAAAGUUGGUAGAGCGGAAGGACGGCAUUGCUGGAAAAUUAGAGAACGAGAGACCCACCAACUCGGGCGCUGUGGACUUGAACGACGAUGAGGUAGCCUCGUUCGCUGUCGCAUCUCCCGGGGAAAAGGAAAGCUCGCAGCCCACUGGGCAAGAACUGUUAAGAUGGCAGGUUAGGACAUUUGCGAUGAACUGUCUUUUCGAAUUGCUAAGCUUAGCUGCAAAAGAGAUGCAGAGGGAUUCCGAGACUCCGGUGGAGGAGAGUCUUGUGCAAAAGAUUGCGGAUAUCAUCCGGAUGGCAUUCUCCGCCAGUACGUCGAAUGUAGUACAACUUCGUUUGACUGGUUUGAGGAUUGUUGAUCAGGUUCUUAAGAUGUUUGGUUAUACUCCAGAUCCCGAUUUCCCCGAGGCUACAUUAUUAGAGCAAUAUCAAGCUCAAAUUGGAUCUGCUCUUACCCCUGCAUUUGCGGCUGAUUCUAGUCCGGAGCUUGCAAGUGAGGCAGUGAAUGUCUGCGCAGGGUUUAUCUCAACCGGCAUCGUUAAGGAUGUUGAUAGGAUGGGGAGAAUCUUAAGGCUGCUAACAUCAGCGUUAGAGAACUUUUCAAGUUUGUCUAUUAGCACCUCCCAUACACCAUCAUAGUUCUUUAGCUAACCGACAUAGGUGAUUCCGAGAUUGCAUCAAUUGGAGACCUAAAAGGGCUCAGUUCUAAUGCUCAGGUCAUGGUCAAGAUGGCCAUUCUCCGGGCCUGGGCUGAGCUGCAGGUUGCAAGUAAAGAGCAAUUGUAUCUUGCUGAUGUCGUUAAGCCACAUAUUGCUACACUGGCACCGUUAUGGCUGUCCUCACUUCGGGAGUUCGCAAGGCUACGCUUUGAGCCUGAUAUCUCAACGAAUUCAGCAGGUGCUACCACUCUCGGCGGUUCCAUCGAUACUAUAUACUCGGCAUUAAACCGAGAAACCCUACUACAAGUACGUAAACCCUAACUUUGGGUUUCAAUAGCACCCUAUUUAUCGAUGUUAAUCGAGUGAUGCCACAGUUCUACCAAGGCUCCUGGCUCAAGCUGGUCGAUGCAAUCGCCAGCUUGAUUGAGCAGGACAGUCAAUUUGUCUUUGACGCCCUAGACGGUAAAGCCUCUUCCAGGCAUGUCAAUGGCAGCGGUGUGGCACACGACAUCAACUAUCGUGAUGAGCCGGUUGCGUUCUUCUUUGUACUAUUCGGAAUUGCUUUCGAGGCUCUUGCCGGCAGGCCAGGAGUUGACAGUCUUGCCACUAAGGAGCAGACGCUCGAAAUAUUGUUAGCACUGAAGAAGAUUCUACACCCAUCAGUUUGCGGUCACGCCAUUUAUCAGGAAGUGAUCUUCUCCGAGACGAUGGACCUAUUUGAUCGAUUAGUCCUUACUGAAGGCCUAGCUGUGCAAUCCGCCAUCAUCGAUAUUGCGAAGAGCCUAUGUGUCGAACACCCUACCGCUAGGUCAAAAUCUGGCGCCCAGGGGGAAAAUCUGACAGAAGACAUUGACCAGCUCUUCGAGUUGACAAGACUAAUGGUCCUAGUCCUUGCGCGCUUACUACCGAACGUAGUUGACAAGAAGACAAUGGGUAUGAAUACUAAUCAACCCUUUUUCUGCCGAAUGGGGCUAUGCUGACCUCAAGUUGUCCAGUCCGUCACCAACUCUCGGAAGAAGCUGCCAACCUUGUCCGAGUUUCUUUAGACGCUCUGGUAUAUGCCGCAGAAGUAUUUCCUGUUGUUAUACGAAUGGAUCUCUAUGCUUCAAUUCUUCACAUCUUCACUAGUAAGUCGCGAUACUUUCCCGCCCCGGCUGCGGUGCUAACAUAUGGCUCGUAGGCAUUUUCAGUACCGGCGUUUGUCAGACGGAGGUUGUCCCGCGGUCCCUGCCGAUAUUCAAGCGGUUCAUCCGAAUAAUCACGAAUUCUACCGGGGGCAACGACAGCGAGAUGGUUGUCAUGCAGGUCCGGAGUUGCCUAAGCAGCAUAUUACAGAUUCAUGAUAACGCAAAGUAUUCACUCCUCAUCCUGUCUGUCUACAAAUAACUGAUCAGUUUCGGCAGAAUACGAGGCGAUGCUGCACUGCCCUGCCUCAAGAACUGCUUGAUGGCCUCGACGAUAGUCAUUACCGCCGGAGUGAACGUAUUGCCCCCGAACGACAAGCAGGUACCACUCCUAUGCGAUAGAAUAAUAGACGCGUUGUCAGACACAGCAGUAGGCUCCCAUCCUCAAGCAGAAACACAUCCUAGCCGCAGUUCUAACAUCCCCACUCCCCAUAGACCUCCAAGAUGGCUGCCCAAUGCAGCCGCUCAAUCCUCAUGAUCACACCCAAGACCGCUUGCGAUCAAGAAAUAGUCCGUCACACGAUCCCACGACUAAUCACUUUCGUCACAACCACCAAAAGUGGUUCCGAGGAAGACUCGGAUCAGACAAAAUCCCUCGUCUGUCACACUCUCACAUCCUUCGUCUCCACACUCUUCGGCGACCAAAUACAGGUUGCCAUGGCGCUACUGAUCCCCACAUUGCUAGCCUACGCCUCACCAAAUCCAGGCGCGUACCCAGAGACGGCAAAGAGGUUGCUGGAGUUGGUCGCCAUUAACCAAGUGGCGUUCAAGAACGUUGUUGCAAACAUGGGCGCUGAGCAGAGGGGUUUCAUGGAGGAGAUCUUGAGGUCGAAUGCGAGGUCUGUUGCUGGGAGUACGCAGCAGCAGUCCAGUGCGCCGACCAUUGCGUUGAAGAUGAACUUUGCCUAGUUGGAUUCUUCUGUAUUGUUGUGGUUUGGGCUGAUGGGGAGCUGUAAUUAGAUAGAUACCAGCCAUAUAUUAAUUUAACGGUCGUGAUGAUUGCACCAGUGCACUCGCGCAUCGAGUACCGUGAAGGUAAGGGGGAGAAGCAGGACUCCCUCUUCAAGGAGAGAAGGUAUUGUAUUUGUACAAAUGUCACAAGAAUAUACAGCGCAUCCCAGAA
Messenger RNA from Tuber aestivum (summer truffle), 7175 nucleotides. NCBI's taxonomy places the organism in Eukaryota, Fungi, Ascomycota, Pezizomycetes, Pezizales, Tuberaceae. The record is from the annotation of a GenBank genome assembly.